AUGCAAAACAUUGCAGAAGAGAUUUCAUUUAAAAAAGAUGAUCUAACUAAUCAAGAAUCAAUCAUUCAAGUCCUAUUAGAAUACGUAGAUAUGAAUUUAUUUGAGAUUGGUAAUGAUAUUCAACAAACUUUAAUUGAAAUCUUAGAAUUCAUUGGAACACUGGUUGAUAACACUAUAUUGGUACUGCAGCUGCCCGAUGUAAACUUUGUUUCGUUGAUACUCAAAUGGAUUAAAAUGAGCGGAUUACCAUUCUCCAUUCAACGAGCAGCAAGAACAGUUCAUGAAGUGGAGUUACCAACAAUUGUGGCCGAUUCAACGCCUCGGUCUUCAGUGGUCAAACUGGAAAAUAAACGACUACGUAUUAUGAUUAGCUAUUCGCAUGCGGAUAGUGACUUUUGUCAUCAGCUAGCCGACGCACUUGAAGAAGGAAACUUGUUUGCUCUCUGGGUUGACUUUGAUUAUUGUCACACGGAUGACCUAUGGGAAGAAAUUGGUCAAACAAUUGAAAACUGUGAUAUUAUUCUUUUUCUCAUGACCAAAGAUUAUCAAGCCAGUAAAUUGUGUCGUCAAGAAGUAAUGUAUGCAAAAGAUUCUCUGAAGAAACGGUUUGUUCCCGUUUACUUGACGCGUGAUUUUCCCGCUAGUAGUUGGUUGGGUGUGCGUAUUGUCGGUCCACAAUAUAUUCGUUUUGGCAAAAAACCUUUCGAUGUAACGGUGAAAGAUCUCAAAAAACUUAUUUUGGAAGAGAAAGGAGAUAAAAACUUGAAAACGAAAGAUUCUAAAGUGUCCGCAAUUGAACCUCCAAGUGAAACUAAGGAAGACGAAAAUAGCAAGUCGAAUGAAGAUUCGCCAAAACAGGAUCCUGAGAAUUCCAAUCAAUCCACGCAUGAAACAAAGCCAAUAUCUAAACCUGAUUCUAAACCUAUUGAAACAUCGAACUCGCAAGAUAUAGCUGAUUGGUUCGAUGGGAACAAAGUUCGUCCUGAACUGAAAAAAAUAGACUUCAGUGGAUUCACAGAAAAACAAUUACAAACACUUUUAAAUAUUGAGCACAUUCGUCAACAUUUAAUGGAAGUUGGCUUGAUUGAUCGACAUGGUCAAGUUACAACCAAACACGAGUAUGAACGCAGUACUGUUAAACAUCGUUCUAGACGACGUGUUAUUUCAAAUAAAAAUAUUGAAAAAUUUCAGACACCUAUUCAUCGUGAAUUAACAGCGGCAACUAAUGGAUAUUCAAAGUCAGGCUCAAUCGAUCAAAAACUUAUAAGUUCUGCCGUUCGUCAUACAAGAAAAGUUAUUAAAUAUUAUAUUUUAUUUUAUUCUUCUUAUCUAUACCUUUAUCAGGGAAGUAGAUCUCAAUCUCCAAAACGUUAUUCAUCAGCUCAUCGAUCAUCACGUGCAAAAUCUGCUUUGGACUAUCGCGUUAUCAGUCCAAAGCCAAUACUAAAUAACAAGCGAUGUGUAGUAACAAUGAUUUAUUAUGGAUCACAAACAAAAAUUGAUUAUAAACGUAAUUGUUUUUAUCAUGAAGACGACGAAAUCAUUGUGAUGCAGCAACAUUGUGGCGGAGAAAAUGUUAUUGUUUAUAAAGAUGCAUUACAACCUAAUAAAAUAUUUGAGUUCGAAUCUCGAAGACAUCCUGAUUAUCCAUUUGCAUUAACAUUUUAUGUAAAUGGUCUUAUCGAUAAUCGUUUAUCAAUUUGUUGCGAAUCGAGAUACAAACACAAUGUAAGACUAAGUGGAAAACGCGGCCUUUUCGGUAUAGUAAACGUUCAAAAAUCGAAAGCAUGCAAGAGAUGUCAAACUGAAUUACGAAUGAAAAAAUUAGCAAAGUUAAAAGCUAAAAAUAAACCAAUGAGUGCUGAUAUGUUAUCGACGGAUUCGAAUCCGACUGAAACAACAAGUCCUGAAGCAACCAUGAGACGUGCAAUGGCUUCACAAGGACGCUAUGAAUCAGCAUCCCAUUUACCAAUUGAACCCGAUCAACAAAAAGUAACAACUGAUUUAGCAAGACAUAUUAAUAUACUAAACGAAAACCUGCUUUUCGAACUCGACAAAAAUCUACGACAAGAAGUUCCAAUAUCAAAACAAACUUCUGAUAGCGAAAGUUAUGAAUCCAUUGUUUCUGCUGCCAAAAACAGUAGUCAUAAAAAAGCAAUCAUACUUCAGCAAUCAAACACAGAUUUCAACACUCUUAACGGCGAUUAA
Molecule: messenger RNA, 2208 nt
Organism: Rotaria socialis
Lineage: Eukaryota; Metazoa; Rotifera; Eurotatoria; Philodinida; Philodinidae
Source: the annotation of a GenBank genome assembly